AUGCCUUCUGCUGAGACCGAUAGGUCCACUCCCAUCGAACUUUCGGAGCUUCGUGCCGGUCCUGCCUCCUCCGUCCACGACCCUGGACCUGGCGUCGACGGAGGACCCUCAGGUGAUUCAGCGGAAAGACUCAUCAACCUAUCCUCCUUACCUCCUGUGGACAGGGGUUUUGGUGCUUGGUCUUUUUUAACAGCCGCUUUUCUAAUCGAGGCAAUCGUCUGGAGUUUCCCAGGUGCAUUCGGAAUUUUCCUCGAGGCAUACCGAAGUGAUCCAAUAUAUCAGCAGCAGAAGAACUCAAAUUUGCUCCUUCCUUUGAUUGGCCCACUGGGAUCAGGCAUCGUGUAUUGCUCAGCCCCGAUUGGCACUGUACUGACGGGCAAAUACCCAAAUUAUCGUCGACACGCUAUGUGGGUUGGGGCGGUAUUAAGUCCGGUAUCUCUAUUUGCGGCAAGCUACACCACCCGCCUCCCACUUCUUGUCUUCCUUCAAGGUGUAAUAAAUGCUUUUGGUGGAAUGCUCCUGUACUUUCCCUGUAUUGCAUACAUGUCUGAAUGGUUCGUCGAACGUAGAGGUUUUGCUAAUGGUGUCAUUUUUGCAGGCACCGGUUUAGGAGGCCUUAUCCUACCUCUUAUUCUACCACUUUUUAUUUCCUCUUACGGGCCGCAGAGAACGCUACGUUAUGUGUCCAUCGCACUCUUCUGUCUUUUGCUCCCAGUGUUGCCAUUCGCAAAAGGACGUUUACCUUAUUUGCGCUCACGCGUCAGUGGUCCGGAACCUCGUGGUAGUACAAGGGGCUGGCUCAAGAGCAGAACUUUCUGGGUCCUGAUGUGUGUUAACACCUUGCAAGGAUUUGGCCAUUUCGUGCCAAUUGUUUGGCUUCCCACAUACGCUACCGCUCUCCGGAUCAACCCCACCCAAGCGUCCAUCACUGUUGCUGUGUUGAAUGGCGCGGCAGUUUUCGGCGGACUGUUAAUGGGUUACUUAUCUGAUAUAAUGAGCCCAUGGGUACUCGCGCUGUUGUCCCUUAUCCUCACUUCAUUGACAACCUUCAUCCUUUGGGGCAUAUUUUCAACGACGUUUGGUGGCCUUCUGGCGUUUGGGAUCGUUUAUGGUUCAUUGGCAGGUGGAUGGUCUAGUCUCUGGAGCUCCUUCACGCGACCGUUCGCCAAUGAUGAUCCUAGGGUGGUAACAAUCGUCCUUGGAUAUUUGGCCCUUUCACGAGGGAUAGGUAACAUCUUGUCUACACCCAUAUCAUCGGCCUUGUCUUUGAGUUCAAACAAUACGGUGUUUUCAACUCGUCAUGAAACGAUCGGGUUCAAGGUAGAAGAUGGGAAGUACGAGAAAAUGAUUUUAUACACCGGGACAUGUUUCACAGGGGCGGCCCUGAUUGGUUUAGUGGGGUGGAUAGGCGACAGGAGGGGGAGAGCGGGUCAGGAGACUGCGAGAUCAGUUGCUUUUUAGAAUCAUAGUUCCAUGGAGUAAGUGCCGUGAAUCUGCCAAUCCUCCGAUGUUUACCUUGGUGUCAGACUGGUUUUCGUGAUUCAGUAUAACAACUUAUAGUUCCAGCGGCCGAUUGUAAGUCUAAACGCGGGUUCCUUCUUUUGUCAAUAAAAAGCAAUUGGCUCAUAAUUGAUAGUUGUAUACGAAAUACACCGAAGGGUAACGGUGACAGGCGCCUUUGUGAAAAUUAACUCACCGCGUGUUUCCGACUACCCAACGAUCACCGACCCAGUGAUCAUUGCCACUCGUUUCCAAACAUUCCAUCAUGAAAACGGUCCUCUCACUCCAUGCUUCUUCAAACCCGAGCAUUGGACAUCCGAGGGCUCCGAAUUGGCCAUUCGCAGUCAGUUUAAAUCUCGAGCAAUGGGCCCAUCCACCUUCUUUUCCCAUCCACAUCCCGACUGUCAUCAUGAUGAUCACACUUGUGUUGAAAGCCGCUUGCCCCCUUGUCCUCCAUGUCGUGUAUGAAGAGUCCUGCAUGGUCCCAUCACUUGUGCGAUCACGGACUAGACAUGUCGAAUUGAGAAUACACCGUCAUCUCAUAAAGGAACUGAGAUCGGUUCGUGAACGGACGAAAGCAUCCCUUCAAAACGUCCAAAGGCCGCCGCUAAAAACAAGCAAUUUCUGUCAGCCUCAUCCGCGUAACUAGAUUCAAGAGAAGAACAACCGGCACGCACAGUAGAAUACCUAUGAUGCAGAAGAUCCUCGAUCCCAUACUUUUGUUUCGUAAACGCCUCCGAAAAUAUCUUGGCAAGUGUGGAUACGGAAGGAUGAUAGUGCGAGUUAUGGGUUUGAAUCUCCCAUAG
Molecule: messenger RNA, 2306 nt
Organism: Marasmius oreades (fairy-ring Marasmius)
Lineage: Eukaryota; Fungi; Basidiomycota; Agaricomycetes; Agaricales; Marasmiaceae
Exons: 10
Coding region: 1-1461 (486 amino acids)
Biological process (GO): transmembrane transport
Cellular component (GO): fungal-type vacuole membrane
Molecular function (GO): transmembrane transporter activity
Source: RefSeq, a predicted model, not a curated record